AACAUUUCAUUCAAGUGGCGUCGCGGACUCAAGUAAACAACGUAAAAUUGGAAAUAAAUUUCAAUUCUUUACACUUUUACCUAUUUUAUUUUUUUAAUCGGAAUUGAAUCUGUGAGGAGGUCUGAUUGCACGCGUUUUCUUUGUGCAUCAUCUUGUAUAUAGAGAGCUUCGAUCAUUUUGGAGAUGAGUGGUGAAGAAAAUGCAAACAAAGAGUUUGUGGAGCAGCUGCGAAUGCAGGAGCUGUAUGGACAGAGGAAKGAGGACGGAUCGGACCCCUACACUUACACCGAUCCAGCAGAUGGAACUGUGUAUGACUGGGACCCUGAGAAGAAAGCCUGGUUCCCUAAAAUAACAGAAGACUUUAUGGCAGCCUACCAGGCCAACUAUGGCUUCAACCAAGGAGAAGAGUCGGAAGCAAACAGUACAGCAGAAAGCAGCUCUGACCCGGCACUGCCUGACCCAAACAACAAGGCUCCGGAGAAAGAGAAACCAGCAGAAGCCCCCACAAAGCCAGUCCCAGAACAGCAAGAGACCUCUGCUAAAGAAGCCAAGCAGAAAGGAGAGAAGAGGAAAUCAGAGCCAGGAUGGUUUGAUAUUGAUGAGCAAAAAAACACAAACGUCUACGUGUCAGGCCUGCCUCCUGACAUCACGCCCGAUGAGUUCGUCGAGUUGAUGUCCAAGUGCGGCAUUGUGAUGAGGGACCCUGUUACCGAUGAGUACAAGGUGAAACUCUACAAGGACAAAGAUGGAAACCUGAAGGGAGAUGGCCUCUGCUGUUAUCUCAAGAAAGAGUCAGUGGCGCUGGCUGCGCGUCUGAUUGACGAGUCAGAGGUUCGAGGUUAUAAACUCCACGUGGAGGCGGCGCGAUUCGAGCUGAAGGGCCAGUAUGACGCCAGCAAGAAGAAGAAGAAAAGCAAAGAUUACAGGAAGAAGAUGCAGCUGCAGCAGAAGCAGCUCGACUGGAGGCCCGAGAAGCAAGGCGACGUUCGGAAGAGGCAUGAAAAAGUUGUCAUCAUCAGGAACAUGUUUCAUCCCAGCGACUUCGAGGAAGACCCGCUGGUGCUGAACGAGUACCGUGAAGACCUGCGGAGCGAGUGUGAGAAGUUCGGUGAGGUGAAGAAAGUCAUCCUCUUUGAUAGACACCCAGAUGGCGUUGCGUCAGUCGCGUUUAAGGAGCCCGAGGAGGCYGACGCCUGCGUGCUUUCCUUUAAUGGCCGCUGGUUUGGAGGACGGCAGCUGACUGCGCAGCUCUGGGACGGAACAACAGACUACCAGGUGGAAGAGACGACGCGCGAACGAGAAGAGCGGCUCAAAGGUUGGUCGACUUUCUUGGAAGGAGACAAUAAAGAGCAGCCGAAGAACGCAGCGGACAAACCAACAGGGGGCAGCAGCGCGGCUAUAGAACCCAGCGAGUCCAGCAGCGCCACGGAACCUGAGCCGCAGCCACAAACAGAACCACAAACCUCAGAGGAACAGGAAGUGGACUCUACCGACAGCAGCCUCGCAGGAAGUGAUAAUGAGGAUGCCUAGACCCCGAGGACAGUCCUGCUUUAAGGUGGGGAGACGUGAAAACCCCCUGUUCAGAGCAUGAAGACACAUUUGAACAGUUUGAGCUGGUUUCCAAUGUAGAAAAAAAUAAAGUGUUUUUUGUGUGCCCUUUU
Austrofundulus limnaeus is the source of this 1661-nucleotide messenger RNA. RefSeq names its product HIV-1 Tat specific factor 1 (gene htatsf1). Gene Ontology annotation, cellular component: U2 snRNP; U2-type spliceosomal complex. Gene Ontology annotation, biological process: mRNA splicing, via spliceosome. Gene Ontology annotation, molecular function: RNA binding. The record is from RefSeq and is a predicted model, not a curated record. The transcript is spliced from 10 exons. Bases 184 to 1530 code for a protein of 448 amino acids. NCBI's taxonomy places the organism in Eukaryota, Metazoa, Chordata, Actinopteri, Cyprinodontiformes, Rivulidae.